Messenger RNA from Lymnaea stagnalis (great pond snail), 4107 nucleotides. The record is from the annotation of a GenBank genome assembly. Lineage: Eukaryota; Metazoa; Mollusca; Gastropoda; Lymnaeidae.
CUAAUUGUGUGUUUUUAAGAAUUCAUUAUUUUAUAGUGUAUUGAAACAUAGUCUAUGUAGAACGUACAACUAAAUUGCUUCCACAAGCGUCAGUCUAGCCACAAAAUUUUUAAAAAGUUUUACGUUUUGUUUUGUUUCUUCGAUCUUUGUACCAAUUAUGGAAGACCAUCGAAACCAAGGACGGGAAUUCGGUAAGAUUUUCAUUUGUAAAAAAAUGAAUUAAAAAAAUGUUUUUUAAGCGAGUCUCUAGGCAUAUAGGUAGCCGGCAUAUAGACUAGGCCUUACUUACUAACUGCUUACUAAGAUUAAGAUGAAAUAUAAAUAUUAAAUAUAGCAUAUUAAUAUUAACUAAUUUCAUUUGUUCUUUCAUUUGGUUCAGAUGAAUCUCUCUUUAAAGAUGUAAAAAUUAAUCUUUCUGCUGUUGCUAGAAGAGCUUCUGAUCUAGGAAGUCGGCGAGCAGUUAAGAAACAGCAGCAGGUAAGCACAACAUUUUAGGAGGCAUAAUACAUUAAUGAAAAUGUUAAUGCCUUGCUUGUGUUUAGUUACAAUGAGUCUAUGGCCCUAUGGCAUGGAUAUAAUUAUAAUAUAAUACCAGUAUGGGGGAAUACAAUUUCUGAUUUUUAAAAAAUGUGAUAUGAGCAGCCUACUAAUAAUACUACUAUGGCAGUAAACUAGUUGUUUAUUUACAUCAUUGACAUUGACGUCAUUGAUCUUAAUUAAAUUGUAAUGGUAAGACAUUUCUGAGAUUUCUUUACUUUUAUUUGUUACAAUGGGUAAUGGACUUUAUUUUACACAUUUAAAUAUAAUUAAAUCUGAGGGGAACAAAUAUUUGAAAUUUAAAAAAAAAUCUCUAUGACAAGGCUGCUUGGGAACUGCGUGCUGUCACCUGUAUAGAUUUGACUACACUAGCUGGAGAUGACACACCAGCGAAUGUGUCCCGUCUGUGUUUUAAGGCAGCUCAUCCUUUAAGCCAAGAUCUGCUCAAAUUGCUUCACAUUAAUGGGGCAGGUAUGAUGAUGCUUAGCUUUGUUAUCGAGAAGAAAAAAAAGAUAGGUAGAGUGGUAUGAUGGCCUCUGUAUCAUACCUCAAAAAAAAAAAAAACUUGGAUGAAAGGGAAAGGCUAUAAAUUAUUUUUUCUUUGUUAUUUAAAAUCCUUGUGCUCUUUAUAUCUGUAGGUUUGAAUAAAGAUGGUGUAUGAAAUACAAAAUGGAUGAUAGAAAAAUGGGUGGUGGAGAAAAAAGCUCUUAGAAAAUACUUUGCUUUCAGGUAUAUCCACUGGUGCUGUCUGUGUUUACCCCAAUCAGGUGAAAGCUGCCAAGGAGGCACUUGUUAGAUCAGGAUAUCCAAAUUUUCCAAUAGCUUCAGGUAAAAGGGAGGCAUUGGCUACCUUUUAUUAUUUUAUGUCAUAAUAGCAAAUAAUUUCAAAGGUUAGAUACCUUAAAUGUGUGCAAAAUACUAAAUUAAAGGAAAGAGGACAUUGAUAAAGUGCACACAUGGAUUAAACUAACUAAAGUCACAAAUGAGAUUUUUGCAUGGCAUGUUGGCAUUAAAUUUACUUUCCUACUAUAGGCAACAUCAAAGGACAUGUUUUAAAUUGACUUCCUAACAUUUGAUAUUUGUUAUAAGUUGCUACUGGCUUUCCAUGUGGGCAAACGCCAUUGAAAUCAAGGCUAGCGGAAAUCAGAUCAGCUGUAGCAGAUGGUGCCACAGAGAUAGAUAUUGUAAUCAACAGAACUUAUGCUCUUACAGGCGAUUGGAAAGGUGGGCAUUAUUUUUCUUUAAUGUUUACUUUUUUUCUGUUCAUAUUCUUUAAAUAUCUAUAGUGUUUUAGCGUGGACAACCACCAACUCAUAUUUAGCUUAUUAAAAGAAGUUUACUGAUACCAGGUACUACCAGUAGUACUUUUGUAUGCUACAUAUUCACCAAAAUGUGGAUUUUUUUUCUUAAUUUUUUCAAGUUUUAUUAAUGAUAAUCUGUAAAUGAAAUUAAAUUGGAUUGAGAUUUAUAUUUCAAUAAUUUUAUGUGAAGAUGUAUUGCAUUUUUAUGAUUUUGAAUCAUCUUAUUUCUUCUUUAUUGUUUCUUAUUAAAUGUGAAAUUAAUUAUCCUGUUUUGUCACAGGUGUAUAUGAUGAAGUAAAACAAAUGAAAGAUGCUUGUGGAGCAGCCCACAUGAAAACUAUACUUGCCACUGGUGAGCUGGGAUCUUUACGCAACAUAUAUAAAGCCAGCAUGGUAUGUAUGAUGGCAGGUAAGGGACGGUGUGUUUAAAUGUUGCCUGUAGUCACUAGCAUAUUAAUGUUUUUCCACACUUUUAUCGGUAGCCAAGUACAUGUCAGGUGUACACAUGAAUGCUACAUCACAAAUGUUAACAUUUUCUGAGUUAUCUUUUUUUCUUCUCAUAUUUUUCUGAAAAUCAAUCUUUCCCACUUUUCCAAUGAUAUAUUUAUGACAUUACUGAUCUUAUAUUACAGUACUUAUUUAUCUUUUUUUUUUUUUUUUUUGUUGUUUGUUUACUGUUUUAAAAAUCAGCCAUGUCUCUUUUUUUCUAAUAAUAUUUAAUAAUACAAUCUCUUCAAUUAUUCUCUUCCUUUUUUUUUUCAAAUGAUAUAUUUAUGACAUUACUUAUCUUAUAUUACAGUACUUAUUUAUCUUUUUUUUUUUUUUUGUUGUUGUUUGUUUACUGUUUUAAAAAUCAGACAUGUCUCUUUAUAUCUAAUAAUAGUUAAUAAUACAAUCUCUUCAAUUAUUCUCUUCCUUUUUGAAUUGCUUUACACAGGAGCUGACUUCAUCAAAACUUCCACAGGCAAGGAGGGUGUUAAUGCAACAUUUAUUGUGGCACUGGUUAUGAUUAGAGCCAUCCGUGAUUAUUACCGUCUCACAGGAGUGAAGGUUGUUACAUUCUCUUCAUGUAUUUAAUAUAUAUAAUUUAUUUGAACUAUUUAAUAAAUUUCAACCAAGUUAAUGAAAUGUUAGUUUAAUAAUGAUGUGGCUGAAAACUUUUAACUAGUUAUUAUAUCUUUUAAUCAGGUUGGAUUCAAGCCAGCUGGUGGAAUUCGCACUGCCAAAGAUGCAUGUGUAUGGCUGUCCAUGAUGAAAGAGGAGCUUGGGGAUGAAUACACUUCCAACAAGUUGUUCCGUUUUGGUGCAAGUGCCUUGCUGGGCGACAUAGAGCGCCAGUUAUAUCACUAUGCUACAGGUUACUAUCCAGCGAUUACUGAAAUGCCUAUGGGUUAAAAAAGUAAAAUGUAAAGCAUGUAAUAAUUGAACUAGACUUCUAAUUUACUUUAUAUUUAUUUACAAUAAGCUCACCAAAUAAAAUAUAUGGUAUUAAAUUCGCUAAAAUCAUAAUUAGCAUUAAAUAAUAGAGUCUGUUUCUUUCUCAAGACCUGCAGCAUUGAUGUGCAAAUCAUUUAUAAACAAAUUACUUUUUGGCAAUACUUAGUUACAACCUUUUGACAGAAUUCUCAUAUCAGCAUAUAUUUAUUGAUAUGGAUUUAAAUUUUGAUUAAGUUGUAUUUAGUGAGUUAAUAUAUCCAAGAAGCUAACCAGAGGCUGUGAAUUAUGAUGCUUUGUUUUUCUAUUCAUAAUAAAAAAAAAAUAUGAUGUAAUCAUGUUAACAUUAUAAUAAACUGCUAUAUAUUCUUGUAACUAGAUUUUAUAGUAUGUCCUAUUUAAAUGUUGCUAAUUUCUUGCUAGUCAAUGUUACCAUACUAAUAAAUAUAAAAUCUAAUAUCAAUUAUUUUUUCUUCAAAUGCAAUAGCUAAUAAAACUGUUCUUUUUCCCUUAUAAUUUGAGCUUAAUGAUUUGAAAUCCUUAAUUUGAAGUGCACUAUAAAAAAUAUUUUAGAUUACUUGUAUUUACAUUGAUGAAUUAGUAUUUUUAAGGUCAGUUUUAUAAAAAAUAUUUACUUCAUUUAAAAAAAAAUAAGUACAAAUGAAAUUGAAUAGAGUAAGGGGGCAUGUUAUCCUAUUAAAAUAUUAAAAUAUAAUAUACACUUUCUGAAUUCAUCCAACACCAUUAUUCCACUGUUGAGGCUGUCAAUGAAAUGUAGAUGAACAUCAUGAUAAUCAACAUGAUUUUAUUUGGUCUAAAUCGUCAAUUAUUAACA